AGGCGGAUCCAAAGGGGCGGGCGGGGGUUGCCGGGAGCCGUGCGCUGGCGGUGCGUGGGUAGCUGGCGGCAGCGAUGCUCAACUGCUGGGAAGCCGCGCUGGGCGCCGCCGUCUCCGUCCCCGUCUUUCUUUUCGUGGCAGCGCCCUACAUCAGGCGGUAUGUCGCUGGAGGACGGUGUAAGUCGACAGCAAGGCUGGAGGGGAAGGUGGUGAUAAUCACAGGAGCCAACACAGGCAUCGGGAAAGAGACCGCCAGAGACCUCGCACGAAGAGGUGCAAGGGUAAUUAUUGCCUGCAGAGACACAGCAAAGGCAGAAGCUGCAGCCAGUGAAAUCCGAGCUGAGACAGGGAACCAGGAAGUCAUUGCGAAAAAACUGGAUUUGGCUGAUACGAAGUCCAUCCGGGAGUUUGCUGAGAGAUUUCUAGCAGAGGAGAAGGAACUCCAUAUUCUCAUUAAUAAUGCUGGGGUAAUGUUAUGCCCUUACUCCAAGACUGCUGAUGGCUUUGAGAUGCAGCUGGGAGUCAAUCAUCUUGGUCACUUUCUCUUGACCUUCCUCUUGCUGGAGCGUCUGAAGCAGUGUGCCCCCGCCCGCAUCGUGAACGUGUCCUCACUGGCUCACCACGGCGGCCGAAUCCGCUUCCAUGAUCUGCACGGGGAGAAGAGCUACAAUCGCGGCCUUGCCUACUGCCACAGCAAACUGGCCAACGUGCUCUUCACCCGCGAGCUGGCCAGGCGCCUGCAAGGCACUAAAGUCACAGCAAACGCUCUCCAUCCUGGGUCUGUGUAUUCGGAUCUGGUCCGGCACUCGUUUAUAAUGACCUGGCUGUGGAAGAUAUUCUCCUUCUUCUUGAAGACACCUUGUGAAGGAGCUCAGACCAGUAUCUACUGUGCAGUAGCUGAGGAGCUGGAGUCUGUGACAGGACAGUAUUUCAGUGAUUGCCAGCCAGCGUACGUAUCUCCACGUGGUCGGGAUGAUGAGACGGCAAAGAAGCUCUGGAGUGUGAGCUGUGAGCUCCUUGGCAUCCAGUGGGACUGAGCUGCACCAAGAGUGUUCCUGGCUGGGCCCAGCAAAGCUUCUCUAGGGAACAGCACUGCUGAGAGACCUCAAGAGUACAACACUGAUACUUCAGCUGCCCUAAGGAUGGCUCUGUGGGCACAACAUAAUUUAAAUUUCUGGAAUAUUACACUUAAGGAUUGAGAUCUGUAAGCAAUCAGUCCCCCUUCCUAGCUGGAGAAUUCAAGCACCAAUGCAGGGAGCAACCUGCUUGUUAUCUCACACAGCAGCUCGAGGCUAUGGUUCUCUGGCUUUAGAAUAGAAAGGGAGGUUGCAGUCUUAGGUUUAGAUUAUGAAGUAACAAGGCAUUACUUUAAAUAAAGUUUGGUUGUUUUUUCCCUAACAGCAAUAGUAAUAAGGUAGGACUCUAAACUAUGAGAUUACUUUCAGUUCCUACCCUUUGAACUGGCAGAGCAAAAAUACUUUGGGAUAUUAGAUUUUCUGGAAAGUUAUGCAAUACAAAUACUCUCUAGCACACAGAAACAGGUCCUGGCCUUUUUGUGCCAAGUAUUAGGUAAAGUUUUUUACAUGGAAUCACGUUCUCUGCAUGCUCUGUAAGAAGCUGGACCCUAGCCACUGAGGUAUUGUGGCCCUUAAUACCCAUUGAUUGCAGUAGGUGUAUUGGGGGUUGGCCAAUCUUCUGAGAACCCAGGUUUUGGUGCAGGUGACUAGGAGGUUAAAAGCUGCAGGAGGGCUGCAAUUGUGCACAGACAAGUUAUUAAAAAAAUCAGCAUCUCUCUUGUGAAGCAUUGAACAAAGAUGGUGUAAAAGUUGUCACAGUAAACCCCCCAGCUGCACUUUAAAUAACUUUAGAACCUAGAAAAUAUAGCAGAAUGAGUAAGGAACAUCUCAACCAUGUUAAAAAAUAUUAAACAACUUCAGCUGAGACUUUAGCUUUAAAUUACACCAAACUUCCUAGAGCUACGUAGCUGAAGCAGGAGGCAGGACUAUCUUGGUGUUAUGGUCAAGCUGGCUCCAGGACAGGAAGGUACGACUUGCACAGAAAUCCUUGUGUUUGUCUGCCCAGCAGUUACGGGGCAGGCAGUGCCUGGCUGCCAGCCAAGGCUGCCAGCCUGCCCCUGCAGGACCACACAGCUUGCACUUCCACAAAGCAGCUGCCUCAGGCCACACAGCUCUGGGACUGCUCCCUUGGAACCCCAGUGCUAUGUGAGUGCAAAUUGCUGGAGGGCAAUCCGUGACCAGAGAUUAUUUCUGAAAGAGUUAAGCAGUCAGAAACCAAGUGCCACAGCUCAUAGGAUUAUCUUCUGCUUCUGAAAAAAUGCCUGGAAGUUUUUGGACUUGCAUAUGAACCUGCCACUGUGACCAACUGCCAGUUUUAGAAAACCAAUGCUAAUUUUAAUUCUUCCUGUCUGGAUGCUGUCUAUGCAGAUGAGUCCUGUGCUACCUCUGAGCAAUACUAAAUAAAGCCACUUUCCUUUUAGAACAGGACCCCAUAUCUUCUUUCAGAAAUGCUGAUUCAGUUUACUUGGUGUUGCUGUUAUCUGCACCUGCCUCACUAAUGUAGAGAAUUCAGUCCAGGUAACAUUUUUAAAAGUUCCUUUGUGUUUCUCCCUGUCACUCUACUUUUUUUUCCCCUCCCUCUUUAUGCUGCAUCCCAAUGAUGAAGCUAAAUCCACAACUAUAAGGUAGCAGUAAAAUGUUACCUACCACUGGAGCCUUGGUUUGCUUUCUGUGUGUCAUUCUCUGAUCUUGAAAGUGGCUUCAGGAGCAAGAGAAACCAUUUUUAAAAACGCAGAAAAGUGUCUCUGGUGUGAAAUAUUUUUGCCCUUGCAGGUCAAUGCACUUCCUAAAAAGUCUGAUUCUGGAUUUAACAUAAGAUAUAUUAAAUAAACAUUUCCAUAGACAUACAUUCACUCUCUUUGACCUUGAGCAAGUAAUUUAUACCUCUCAGCUGAUCUCUAAAAAAUGAGGAAACUAAAGCUCAUUUAGCUGUCUCAAAGGGAGGCUUGUAAGGGAGAGUUAGAUUAACUUGCAAAGCUCCCUAAAGAGGAUUACUGAGUACACGGAUGAGGCUGAACUACUUAGGCUACCUAGCUGCUGGGGGGACUUCUAAAGAUGUGGCAUUCCAGUUGAUCUAAAUAUUGACAAUACUCAGUAACAUGUAAAUUUGGCAUGAUACAACAAUUACCCCCCUUCUAAUUACUCCACUAAGCAUAGCCAAAAGCAAAGUGCAGGUCUAAAAGAGAAUCCUAGCUGUGCUGAGGUAAAAAAAUAAACUGAAAUACAUUAACAGUCAUAAUACUUUAUUUUUGUUUUGGUUGUAAACAAACCUUGGUCAGUAACAGAGAAAUUCUCUUAAACUGGCAGUAUUCAAUCCCUUUUUCCUGCUCAAAAAUUCAAAGCCCCUUGAUAAUUGCACUAUUUAUGACACAAUGUAAUUAAACGGGGUCAAAAUUCCAGUUCUGCUGGUACAAGAAAGAUCCCUACAAUUCCAGGUUAAGAACAUCAAAUUACACCAAACACUAUAUAAAGUGCAUCAGGUACAGUGCAAAGAGGUCAGGAAGAAAGGCAGGUAGGGAACUGACGGGUCUGCAUGGCAGACUCCACUCUCAGUGCUCUCUGCAGCUGAAGGAACAUGAGCAGAACAGGAACAUUACAGCAAUGCAGACCUGGAUACCCACAUACAGUAAAAUCUCCUCCCCAUAAUCACAGAUUUCAAAAUGACUGAAGCCAUAGGUAGUGUCACGUUUAAGGAUUAGCCUGAUGCCUGUAAGCUGAUGGAAAGCUAGGUCAGUCUGGCCAAGGAAACGAAAGCUUUCAUUAGUACUGCUCACUAAUGAGAUAAUGCAAAUCUGUGGUCAGGGGAUUCUGAAAGUUGUAUGUGGUCAUUUCUGCUCUAGUGAGCACAGCAGAGCACCUCCAAAGAGAGGUGUUUGUGUCAGCUCUUGAAACCUUGAAGAAGAUGGACCAAAUCCUUUCCAACACCAUGGAAGUCUGUUCUUUCAUUAUAGUGAGCUUGGGGAUAGUGCAAAACUCUUACUUCAUAGUCUCAAUUAUUUUAUGUACUAAAACUAUUUACAAUUACAUUACACUUCAGAAAACCUGUUGGUUUUUUGAUGUAAACAACUUUUUAAUAAGAAAGUGAAUUAGUUUUCCUAGUUCUUGUGCUGAAACACAUGUAAACAGCAAACACAAACUCUUGGGGGAUGCCAUGUUUUUGGGUUUUUUUUUGGUUUUUUGGGUUUUUUUUGAAGGUCCUACUACUGUCUAACACAUUUUUGCCAGUUUGUCAUGUCCCAAUACUGGUUGCAGAGAAGCAGCUACUUUUUUUCAGCAUCCCUGAAUAUAGACAUGGCACAGAGAUUGCUGCUUUUUUUUCAUAAAACCAAUCAACCUAACACUUCCAGAGCAAAACCCAUCAAUACAGGGCAUGUCCAGUUUGGUGUUCUAUUGUACUUGACAGGGACAAAUUAUUCUGGUAAUAAAUAAAUAAAUACAUCCCUAUGUAACAGGGAUACAGACCACCUGUUUAAUUUUGCCACAGCUUGCUCUAUCCUUGUUC
Messenger RNA from Camarhynchus parvulus, 4578 nucleotides. RefSeq names its product retinol dehydrogenase 12-like. The record is from RefSeq and is a predicted model, not a curated record. Bases 75 to 1037 code for a protein of 320 amino acids. Lineage: Eukaryota; Metazoa; Chordata; Aves; Passeriformes; Thraupidae. The transcript has 7 exons.